AUGGAAGCUCUGGAGCUGCUUAAUUGUCUUCUACAGCUGCAGAAAACCCAAUAUUUGCAACUGGGGCAGAGUCGUGGCCAGUACUAUGGGGGGUCACUGCCAAAUGUGAAUCAGAUUGGGAACAGUGCCAUGGAUCUCCCCUUCCAGCACAACGGAGCUCUGGCUGAAGCCUUUGGAGCAGUUCCUGUCUCUUUGACCCCGUUCCAGUCGUCGGCGCUGGACACGAGCAGGACCACGCGGCACCACGGGCUGGUGGACAGAGUGUACCGGGACCGGAACCGCCUGGGCUCGCCCCACCGCCGCCCGCUCUCCGUGGACAAACACGGCCGGCAGGUGGACAGCUGCCCCUAUGGCACCGUGUACCUGUCACCGCCGUCGGACACGAGCUGGAGAAGGACAAAUUCUGAUUCUGCCUUGCACCAGAGCACCAUGACUCCAGCUCAGCAGGAAUCCUUUUCAGGAGGCUCGCAGGACAUGCAGCAGAAAAGAGUUUUAUUGCUGACUGUCCCUGGAAUGGAAGAAACCACCUCUGAUGCAGACAAAACCCUCUCUAAGCAAGGCUGGGACACUAAAAAGACUGGGUCAUCGAGACCUAAAUCCUGUGAAGUUCCAGGAAUCAAGAUUCCCUUUCCCACUUGUGCUGGGUUGGGAAAAGGAAAUGACUGCAAUCAGGUUGUGGCUGAGCAGGGAAUUAUUUUGGGUACAAAUGUCACAAAUCUGUCAGAUAAAUGUCACAAAUCUUGCUGUGUCCCUGCUGAGGGUGGUUUGUUAUUCCCAGCAGGGAUGACGACGACGCCGGCCCCGUCCCAGCACCGCCAGCCCAGUGUCAGCCCCCUGUCCUUGGGAGCGGACUCGCGGCGACCUCAGUCCCAGCAAAUGUCCCCCACGCUGUCCCCGCUCUCACCCAUCACUCAGGCCGUGGCUAUGGAUGCAUUAUCCCUGGAGCAGCAGCUCCCCCCGUACCCCUUUUUCACCCAGACCAGCUCCCAGCAGCAGCAGCAGGCGCCGGUGGCCAGCUCCCUGCCCCAGACCCCCCCUCUGCUGCAGAGCUCGGGGCUGCAGAGGGGCCCCCAGCUGCCCCCUCUGUCCGUCACGGUACCUUCCACCAUCCCCCAGUCACCUCCAGGGAGCCAGAGCCAGCCCUCCAUGGGAAUUGACAUCAACUCGGCCUCACUCCAGCAGUACCGCAGUAAUGCUGGCUCCCCAGCCAACCAGUCUCCCACCUCUCCUGUCUCCAAUCAAGGCUUCUCUCCUGGCAGCUCCCCUCAACAUUCUUCCAUGCUGGGCAGUGUUUUUGGGGACUCCUAUUAUGAGCAGCAGAUGACAGCUAGGCAGGCUAAUGCCCUCUCCCACCAGCUGGAGCAGUUCAACAUGAUCGAGAACGCCAUCAGCUCCAACAGCCUCUACAGCCCCUGCUCCACCCUCAACUACUCGCAGGCUGCCAUGAUGGGACUGACGGGCAGCCACGGCAGCCUGCCGGACACGCAGCAGCUCAACUACUCCAGCCACGGCAACAUCCCCAACAUCAUCCUGACAGUGACAGGAGAAUCCCCCCCCAGCUUAUCAAAAGAACUGACCAGCUCCUUGGCAGGAGUGGGGGACGUCAGCUUCGACACGGAUUCCCAGUUCCCUCUGGAUGAACUCAAAAUUGACCCUUUGACCUUGGAUGGACUGCACAUGCUCAACGACCCCGACAUGGUCCUCACCGACCCCGCCACAGAGGACACGUUCCGGAUGGACCGGCUGUGAUCCGCCGGGAUCUCCCGCGGGAUCCAUCCCGGAGGGUCCAUCCCAGAGGGUCCAUCCCGUCCCGGAGGGUCCGUCCCGUCCCGGAGGAUCCGUCCCGGAGGGAGCAGCUGCUCCGUGUCCCCUGUACAAUGAGUAACCACAGCUUGUUGUUCUGAGCUUGCCGCGCUGCCGAGCCCCCGUCCCCGUGGCGCCCAGCGAUGUCACCCCCGAGCCGCUCGUUGCCGUCCAGCAGUAAGGAGUUGUCCGGUUUUUCCCGGUUUUCCAUCGGCCUUUUCCUCUGCAGAGCCCCCCUUUCCCCCAGCAAAGCUCCAGCGGGGCCCUGCCCGUGUCCCCGCGCUAGAGAAGGGCUGCGGGAUGAGGAGGGAAGGGCAGGAGAUGCCGGCAAACACCGAAAUCCGGCGCCGGAGGGGCCCAGCCCCCUCCUCUCUCCCGGAUUGGGAAGUGAAUCCCUGCAUUGCCACCUCUCCCUGGAAUUGUGACUCUGCUUUGUGACACUGUCAUCCCUCCAGGUGCCGUGCUUGUCCCCAGGUGUGUCCCCAACCUCUUGUCCCUCCCUCCUGCCCCAGCCAUCCCGGCAAAGCGGAGCCGCCGCCGGCCACCAGUCCCAAAAAUCCACUUUAAACACUAUUUUUUUCCAAGCUUUUUAUGUUUUGUUUUUUUUGUUUUGUUUUGUUUGUUUUUUUAAAAAAUAUAUAUGUAAUAUAUAUCUAUUUCUAUAUAUGGCUACAUAUAUAGAGAGCAUUUCUGAGCACACAUGAAAGUUCUAUAAUUCAUUACUUGAUUAGACAGAGGAUCAGAACAUCUUAAAGCAGCUAAAAAAAAAAUAGAGACUAACCUGCAUAAUCCUAAUUUUUACUUUGUGAGAGAUUCCUGGGCAACAGGAAGGGCAUUUCCAUAGCAAUGCCAGGCUAGUAGAAUCAUGAUUUUUUAAUUUUUUUAUUCUUAUUCAUUACUUAUUCUGUUACUUAUUUAUGAUUUUAUUUUUGGUCAUUGUUGUUGUCAUUUCUUUUUUUUUUUUUUUUUUAAUUUAAAUAUUUGGAUAUUAGGAAAGUAGCUCAACUACAUACAGCCAAUGGAAGCACUCUACAUAAUAUUUGUACAGUACAUUUUUUUUUUGUGGUUUUACUCCAGAAAUAUAUUAUAUAUAUUAUAUAUGUAGGUAUUUUUAAACUAACUGGAAUUUUAAACAGAUGUUAAGCAGGAAUAAGGAAGCCUAAGGCAAGUUUAGAUAUUUUCCUUUGGAAUAGGCAAAAUAGGGUGGUUGGAACUUAAAAAUUCCUUCAUUCACCCGGGGGAAAAAAAAAAAUCUCUUGCUCCAGAAUGACCAGGAUCAAAUCCUCCAAAAUUCUGUUUAAUUAAAUGGAGAAUUGAUUAUUUCUGGUGGUCCUUGUGCAUGUUCUGUGCUGCAAAUUAAAAAAAAAUUCCCAUCCAGAUUGCCCAGGCCGGGAAUUGGGGGUUUCACUCCGGCGGGAUCGAUGGCGAUUCCCAGAUUCCUGGGAAUGGGUGGAUGUAAAGGGCACUGCUGGAACAUCCUCAUUCCCCUGGGAUCUGCACGGGGACAGCAUCUCCCAGCACAGAAAGGCAGGAAUUAAUCAGGAAUUAACAGCAUUUGGAAUCUUAUUAACUAAUUAACAGUGCAACCCCCGAGGGCGAGCAGCCACAUGGAUCCCAUCCCUAAAAUCCCAUCGGUUCCCAGCGGGAAUUCUGCCCUUCCCAGCCUCCUGCACCUGCUGGGUUUGGACACCCAGCACUCCCAAUCCCAAAACUUCUCCUGUGCCGGGAGUUCCCCACAAUUAAUGAGCCCCUCUGCAAUUAACGCCUUCUCACUGCUCUCCUAAUGAGUUAUACCAAGUUUCUGUGUGCUUCCAGAAAUCCCGGGCUGCCGUGCUGAGGUUCCUGCAGGGUCGGGAUCUCCCCAAUCCCGGGGUGUCCCCUCACCUUUCCGUGCCAUUUCUUGACCAUUUGCACUAAAAAUGUGGAAUUUCUGUUUUU
Molecule: messenger RNA, 3741 nt
Organism: Parus major (Great Tit)
Lineage: Eukaryota; Metazoa; Chordata; Aves; Passeriformes; Paridae
Gene: CRTC1
Product: CREB regulated transcription coactivator 1
Exons: 15
Coding region: 1-1749 (582 amino acids)
Biological process (GO): positive regulation of transcription by RNA polymerase II
Cellular component (GO): nucleus; cytoplasm
Molecular function (GO): cAMP response element binding protein binding
Source: RefSeq, a predicted model, not a curated record